AUGGUCUGCUUAAUCAGCUCAAUGAUGGAGUUCGAGGGUUUCGAGACCCAGAAACCCAACGAGACCUCCGCUAUACGGCUCUGCCAUACCUCCUGUAAUCUGCUCGACGUGGGUACCCUCGAAUCAUACCUCGCAACGGUCAAAGGUUGGCUCGACCAAAACCCAUUCGAAGUCAUUGCCAUCAUGAUGGGCAACAACAACGGCCAGGACACUCGAAACCCAGCGACAGACUAUAUCGCACCUUUCCAAAGCUCGGGAAUAAUGGAAUACAUAUGGACACCACCUUCGGCUAGUCUGAACCUGACGGACUGGCCCACAUUGGCCGAGAUGAUUAUUAGGAAUAAGCGUGUCGUGGUGAUGUUGGACUAUGGCGCAGACCAGGAACAAGUCCCGUGGCUGCUCAGCGAAUUCAACUACCAGUGGCAAACACCAUUUUCGCCAACCGAUCCCGCAUUCCCAUGCACGGAGCAACGACCCCCGAACCAGCCAGAAGAAGUCUCACGCGAGCGCAUGUACGUGAUGAACCACAAUUUGAACAUCGAAGUCAGUCUCCCAGGCGUGAGCAGCAUCCUCAUACCGGCAUACUCGCUCCUCGAUGAGAUCAAUGCUGUGUCUGGAAACGGCAGUGUUGGCCUUAAUGUACAAAACUGCGAGAAAAUGUGGACUCGUCCGCCGAAUUGGAUACUCGUCGACUACUACAACUAUGGCAACUUUAAUGGCUCUGUCUUCCAGGUUGCUGCGACGGCCAACAACGUCACGUACAACGAGCAGUCGUGCUGUGGCACAGAGGGUACCAGCGCAGCGCAUGCUCUGAGAAGCCAAGGGCUGUUCAUAGCUUCAUUGUUCGUUGGCGCUUAUCUGUUGUGUGAACUCAUCGCCACUCCGCUCAUCAACCCGCAAGAGGUUCUCUCAACUUACGUACGGUGCUGUCCGCCACCCUCUGAUAAACUGGAGAUGCUCGAUCACGGAAAGGAAAAAUAUAAGUACACAUUCGAACCCGCACCUCGCCAGAACGACCCAGUCAUAAGGUAUAUUAUACGCCUUAUUCGCGACAUGAAGGCCAAACACAUCGGCGUCGCGGCCAUGAACUUUCGAGUAGAACCUACCGACAAGUCAUCGCCGUUCUGGCUGGCUUUACCCGACUACACUACGUACUGCAGCAAACUGUAUACCUUUGUGGACAGUGUCGAUGAGUUUCCAGUCACCGCUUGGGUAACUUUUGCCCCAGCAAUGCCCGGCCCAACGGAGAAUAAUCUACAUCUGAAGAUUGGUAAAGAAUGGGUUGUGUUGAAGGACUGGCUUCUUUCCAGCCAGAUGCCCGCCAAAGAAUUGGUUGGUGAAAAGGGCUACAGGGCGCAGCGCACAUGGUGGAGGCUCAAUGGAAAACAUUUUCGGCUCGCCGACCUCCCGACCGAGAUGCGCAUGAAGAUCUUCGAAUUCGCUCUCGGUCCUCGAAUCUACCCUUUGACUACAUCCAAGGACGCUGAGGUUCGUUUCGGCUUGGGCUUCCGCAAUUGGCAUGACAGCAGUAAAAUCGACCAACGCCACCCCUCACUGUUAUAUGGAGGACGUGAGCACCAAGUCACAGGCUGCUCCGCCUACGAGCCCAACAUUGCACUCUUGUCUAUCAACAGGCAGACCCAUGGCGAGGCUCUUCAGGCUGGCUGGGAGGACACCCGAAAGUGCUUCUUCUCACCAAUUCAGCUCAGAUCAGUUCUUGAGGCGAGUACUAAACCGAACUAUAACUGGCUCAAUCAUCUCAUUCUCGAUUUCACGAUGUCCGAUUGGUUCAGUUUCUUCGGCGUACGUGUGCGUUCAAACUUCUACAUGGACAGCGGUGUAUCUCUUGGACCUAUUCUUCCUACAUUGAACGGACUGUCAACUCUCCAGCUUUGGUUUCGAAGCCCGGAGGAUGGAGCAUGUUACUAUCCCUCUGGGAUGCGUAAUGUCAGGUGGGGCGUUAAGCACAGCUUUACCUGUUGUCAACGUACGAUGGUCGACUGGAUCAUGACGUUCGCCUGGCCAUUUGUAAAGGAUCUACCAAAGGUGAGACUAGGCGGUAUCCUGAAGAAGGACACAAAGGACAAGUGGAAUAAACUCCUUGCGCUACCUGCAAGGGACAAAAUCGGCAUCAUGGACCACGCUGUCGAGCAGGCGGCUAUUCUCGACACGCCCCCAGCAGAUAUGUAA
Molecule: messenger RNA, 2190 nt
Organism: Alternaria ethzedia
Lineage: Eukaryota; Fungi; Ascomycota; Dothideomycetes; Pleosporales; Pleosporaceae
Exons: 5
Coding region: 1-2190 (729 amino acids)
Biological process (GO): lipid metabolic process
Molecular function (GO): phosphoric diester hydrolase activity
Source: RefSeq, a predicted model, not a curated record